Messenger RNA from Danio aesculapii, 2027 nucleotides. RefSeq names its product ALK and LTK ligand 2a-like. Lineage: Eukaryota; Metazoa; Chordata; Actinopteri; Cypriniformes; Danionidae. The transcript is spliced from 6 exons. The record is from RefSeq and is a predicted model, not a curated record. The coding region runs from base 808 to 1245 and encodes 145 amino acids. Gene Ontology annotation, molecular function: receptor tyrosine kinase binding; receptor signaling protein tyrosine kinase activator activity. Gene Ontology annotation, biological process: positive regulation of ERK5 cascade; positive regulation of ERK1 and ERK2 cascade.
CCGAACUCACUUUUCCUCCGGUCUGUUUGCCCGACUGUUUCUCUUGAGCUAUCAUUACCAUUACGCAGAAUAAUUACAUCAGCUCGCAGCCACUUCCAGGCAUCGAUCUGUAACUCGAAUCAAUCCUCUGGGGACCCAAAGGGAUGAAAUGGUGAUCUAUGGUUGUGUGUGAGGGGAAAAACCUGACUUUCAGGCACCGUCGGAGUUCCAGUCUGUGCGAUGGUGGGACGGUUCCUGGUAUAGCUGCAUCUCUUCCUUCUAAGUGCUCUAAUGAGAUAGUGGGCAAGAAAAAAACUGUCCGCGGGAUGCAGCGUGUGAGAAACGGGAAUAUGAAGAUGUGCGGCGUAUGUGUAACGAGUUUCUAAUUAAAGACACAGCGAUGUGAGGCCACGAGGGACGACUGCUUCCGUCUGAGAGCCUCAAUAAAUUGGCGAGAAUCGACGGCGAAUGUUUGGAGACGUUCAGAAGGCGAGCGGCGCGCGCGCUCAGAGUCCUCCAGGAGCUUUCUGUGGAGUUUUGGAAACAUCAGAAAGGAGUCUGACCACUUCAACUUCCCACGCUUGAAUAUAAUAAAGGACAGUUCGCUUUAAAGGACAGCGCGCUUCUCGUUCUCUCUCUCUCUCUCUUUCCAGCUCGUUUUGCGAGCAUUGCGUGGGGUUUAAAUAAGCACCGGACACUCGGCACUCAAUAAAACAAACAGCGCGCGCCAAAAUCGCCUCAGGCUGCUGUGGAGAUUCAAGGACACGACCGUCCUCAGACUGCGCGAUCCUGGACUUGGGCUGUGCGCGCACUCUGGUUUCGGGAGAGAUGCGCGCGCUGCGAGCUCCGGUGCUGGUAAUGGGGCUCCUAAUGUUAAUCUGCACUGCCGCACAAAGUGAUGCCAGCGCGAACAAAGUGGAGAAAACGCUCAGACGGAUCAUGGAAAUCAUGAGACAGGUGGAAAACAGCGCUGACGACGAGAGCGCGCAAAAGACAGAGAGCGCGCCUGAGCUGAAGGACACGCACACGCACCAUCUCAAAACGGCAAGUGGGGAAACAAUUUUAGAAAUCUUUCCCAGAGACCUCAGAAGGAAAGAGAAAGUUAUCGGAAUAUUAACAGGUCCUCUUUAUUUUGGUCCAAAGUGCAAGAAGGAUGUCUACAGGCUUUACCACAACACUAGAGACUGCACCAUCCCUGCACACUACAGACGUUGCGCGCGGCUCCUGACACGACUGGCGGGGACUCCGAAAUGUCAAAAGGGUUAACUUAUAAUUACCAGGUUGAAGCCAAACCAGAGUGACCCAGAGAAAACAACAAAAACAGCAGUCAAAAGUGCCUUUGGACAAGAGAAGAGAAGAGAAUUUACACCAACACGCAACAUUCCACAUAAUCAGCACAUCACGUCCAGAGCACUGCUCGGCCUCUCUGGAGAAUAGAUGAGGGAAAGAAUUGAUAGAGCAGUAAAUGGAUAGAAAAAUGGGAUGCUCUUGCCCAAGGACGGUAUGAUGGACUCAGCAUGGAGCCGAUGUUAAAAUACAAGAUGUCAGAGAAUGAAAACAGAAAAACGCAUCUGGCGUUUUGGGUUCUGAACCCGUCUGCCAAAAAAACGAAAACCAUUUUCCAUUGUUUCAUUGCGAAAAAAGGGAUUGCCGUGGUUUUUACAUUGCGUUCUCAUCAGACAUUGAUAGUGAUGUUUCGUGCGACGAGCCUCAACGGGGUUACAAAUACAAGGACCUGUCAGUGCAAUGAGAGAGAGCUUUCAUUUUCUCCGUGCUAGUAAACUGCAUGAACGUUUCCUUUCGCUUCAGUUUGCCAGCAGACAGGUCGAGUUCUGCAGUUAAUCUGUGACCAGAAGCUUCUCGAUGUUUGUUUGUUUGUGAGACUACGACUGUGGAAAUACAUUCAGUAUAUUUUGAUAUGUAAAUAUUGUACAUACGAGACUUACAAAUCCCUAUAACAAACCACAUAAGCAUCUGGCGUACGAAUGCUUCGUUGGGAUAUGUAUAUUUAAAAGAAAAUAUAUUUAAAUAAAUUAUGAUUGUUUAAA